Daldinia decipiens is the source of this 1941-nucleotide messenger RNA. RefSeq lists its product as uncharacterized. The record is from RefSeq and is a predicted model, not a curated record. The transcript is spliced from 3 exons. Lineage: Eukaryota; Fungi; Ascomycota; Sordariomycetes; Xylariales; Hypoxylaceae. Bases 415 to 1305 code for a protein of 296 amino acids.
GAUAAUUCGUGGUCUACAUAGUACGUUAACUAUAGAAUGAAUGCAACAUAUUAAACCUAGGAACCCAGGAACCCAGGAACCCAGUAACUUGUCCCACUGUAUAUUUAUUAGGGCUUUGGGUUUUCUCGUCUCUCCAGUAAACCUCAGACCUCAUACUUCUUGAUCCGGUUAUACUUUAAAAGGGCUAAUCUGGCAAGGCAGAGAGUGAGAGAAGUAUUAUCCAAAGUUGUGCGGGCGGCGAGCUGUGCUUCCUGGUGUAUAUUUCGCUGUUUAGGAUUGGAACCUUUAAAAUCUACUUAUCUCCACUUCGCUACCAUUUCGAAGUCAACUUUGCGUGGGAAUCGUUGAUAAGACUGUUCCGCUAUACUAAGUGGUGAAAAAAAAACCACAGCCAACUUCUUUGCUCUUAGCACGAUGGGGACAACCCGAGAUCUCCGCGCGGCCCGCUCGAAUCAACCCGAAUGGAUUGAAUUUCUGGAUAACGAGAUCGCUACAACUGACUCGCAAAGCGCCAGGCAUGCAGUCGUCAAAAUCUUAAAACGAACCAUUUUUUCGGCGAGGGGGUGUUCACCUUUAGAUGCGGCUCUGCAGAUAAAUACUUACUAUGAGGAAACAUAUAUGGCGGCCAAUCCAGCGCUGAAAGACCAAGGUGACAAAGGCAUGAUCGAGUUCCUUACCGGACUUUACGGAGUUCUCUCCGACUUGGUUUUAAUCAUACCCUACCACCACGGUUUACAAUAUGCCAUCAUUGACUUACUCUUCGAACUUCGAAAUCAACCGUCCAAGGAGAUCAAGAUUGAAGAUGAGAGCUGCGUUAUCUAUAAUUACGAACCCGUAAUCGAAAGCAUGAUGGUCCAGAAAUGGGAAGAGCACUCCCCAAAACAUGACACUAGACCAGAGGAGCUUGAGAAAAAGUGUGCAGAAUGGGUCAACAUUUCCGCCUUCAUUGCCCGCUGUAUCGAAGCUGGUUUUAACGACCAUUUCAAAGAAAAAUGUCAAUUCCCUUGCGUGGACAUUCCGAAAGCCCUCGAGGAGGAAAAUCCCCCCGGGGUUAGGCGUAGCUGCUUAAUAAGAGUGGCAGUGCAGUACAUCAUGAUAGCAGGCCACAAGAUAUGCCAGCAGAAGAUCGGAAAAGCAAAAACUGAAGAACAACAAAUGUGGCUCGCAAGGUGGAAGAUCUGGGCAGAGAAGUUGCUUCAACUUGCCGAACAAAAUGUGCUUGAGCCAGGCCUGACGUCCGAAGCACGAGAAGCCCACGGGACCAUGGUGGCAUUGCAACCUCACUUGUUCAAGUUUACACGUUAGGUAAUGAGAUUGCACGAGUCGUUCGGGCGAGUUAUUCGCUUCGAGGAUUUUGGUUUGUUGAUGAGGUGGCUGGACCAUGAUUUGCUACUUCCUAUUUUUUUUUUUUUUUCAUAUGUCUCCUGUAUUUCCACUUUCACCGUGUUUGCUUUAGUGGGCGUUUAUGUAUUAGAUUUCAAUUCCCCCUCAGUGGAUCAGAUUACGUUGGAUGGUUGGUACCAGGGCUCGAGCUUUUUCUAGGAGGCGUUUACGAGCGUCUUGUGUACCCAGAUUCUUGGCAGUGGCAUUAUUUAUUCGAAGGAGUCUUCACGUUACCGGGGUUUAUUCGAUAUUUCUAUCUAGAUAGACAACAGAUUAGGCGUGGAAGUGGGUAGAUUCGCUUGAUACGUCGAAUUGAAGUAGAAGAUCAUUUUGAGUACGUAGUGUUCAAGGCGGAGUAGGGCAGUGAACCAUGGUGUAUGUAACUAGUAUGAAAGGUACCUACCUACCUUAGUUAUUUCGUCUUUGCCCGUUAGAACUAUUCAUCCGAAAUCAAAGUCUGUUGCAGUUUCAUCCUAAGCUUUUAUUGAAUCGCUAUCUGUCUAGUAUUAUGUUCUGAAUAUCUACCUAAGGUAGAUGAUAGGUACACAGACUUCUUAA